Papaver somniferum (opium poppy) is the source of this 1017-nucleotide messenger RNA. RefSeq names its product protein MAIN-LIKE 1-like. Gene Ontology annotation, biological process: meristem development; meristem maintenance. NCBI's taxonomy places the organism in Eukaryota, Viridiplantae, Streptophyta, Magnoliopsida, Ranunculales, Papaveraceae. Bases 1 to 1017 code for a protein of 338 amino acids. The record is from RefSeq and is a predicted model, not a curated record. The transcript has 2 exons.
AUGUGGCCAAUUGAUAAAGAAUGUUCAAAAGUUCAAGAGUAUGUGCAAAACAGCGGUUUCUAUCCAUUAAUCAAGUAUGACAAUGAUAAGAUUGAUCGGGCUCUUAUUAAUGCAUUUUGUGAGCGUUGGUAUCCGGAGACCAACACUUAUCAUCUACCUUUUGGUGAAAUGACUCCAACACUUGAGGAUGUUGAGCGCAUCACCGGGUUACCUUCUAAAGGAGAAGAAGUUUAUAUAACAUAUGCAGGUAAGACCAUGACUUGGAAAUUUACAUAUGAUUUGAUUAAAAGAACUCUUGGAAAAACUGAGGCACAACUUAAGCAAGAAGGGGCAUUGUGUGGAACCCCGAAAAAAUUAGAAAAAAGGUUAAAGCUUAACUGGUUAAGGGAUAAUUUCAAGAUUAAAGAGAAGGAUUAUAAGAAAAGAAAGGAGCAAUGUGCUAGAGCAUACCUCCUUUAUGUAAUCGUCUCAAUCAUAUACGGUGAUAAAUCAGGUGGAAGUGUUUAUGCUUAUUUCUUACAAUGUUUAGAAGAUUUAGACAAAGUUAAUACUUACUCUUGGGCCACAUCUUGCUUGGCUUGCUUGUUCCAUCAAUUGGGGAAAGGUUCUAGAAGUGAGAUUUAUUCCAUGGCUGGUUGUAUGACUGUAUGGUUGAAUGAUCACUUCCUGACUCUUCAGAGGCAUACUAAAAAUAGUGGAUAUGAAGAAUGUCAACCUCGAGCGUCUUUGUACAUAGCAGAUCUAACAACUCAACAGGAAAUAAACCUUAAAAUUGAAUUGGUUGAGUUGCGUGAAGCACUUGAUGACCUUCAGGAAGAUAAAGUAACAUGGGAUCCAUAUAACUCAAUACAAGAUGGUUUGGUUUAUCAAGUUGGUCACUACAUUGGAGCGAUUCGAUGUUUCGGGAUUGUUGAGUGGCAUAAUCGAAAUACAGUAUUUAGGAAAUUUGGUUCCAUCCAAGAUAUUCCUAGGGGUGUUUUCUUUGAUAAGAAUAAAACUGAAAAAGCGGCGGUCUAA